This is a messenger RNA of Fukomys damarensis (Damara mole-rat), 1866 nucleotides long. It is a transcript of the gene Opalin, whose product is annotated as oligodendrocytic myelin paranodal and inner loop protein. The transcript has 6 exons. The coding region runs from base 410 to 1084 and encodes 224 amino acids. Gene Ontology annotation, cellular component: cell-cell contact zone; plasma membrane. The record is from RefSeq and is a predicted model, not a curated record. NCBI's taxonomy places the organism in Eukaryota, Metazoa, Chordata, Mammalia, Rodentia, Bathyergidae.
ACAUAUGGUGGCCUGCAGUGAUAGCUUCCUCAGCUCUGGGAAGCUCCCACUUGAAAUGUGAGGAUAGAAAACAGGAAGGCCAAUCUUGCCACCAGGUCACUCAUGGGCUACUGUGUGUUGUUCACUGUGGCAGCUAUAGCCCUACGUCCAACAGGGUGGCUCCGUCAUCCCCAUCCUGUGGGCAUUCUCUGCACUGAUGCCGGUAGCUUGCUGACACCAUCAGGGCCAGUAAUGUGGUUAAUGCUGGUGCCUGUCAGCUGGGCAGGGAGACUCGGCCCUUGUGACCCACUAUUUCUAAAGAGCUUCUAGGUGCAGGGCCCACUUAGCUCUUAGGGGAGCUGUGGCUUCUUUGAUGAGAUUAAAGAAGCUGCCUGAAAAAUAAAAAAGACAGGAAACAAAGGCAAAGAGGAUGGACGACCCAAACUGUAUACAGCGGCCAAGAAAGAGAAGCCUAUACUUCCCAAGGAUGGGCCCGGUGCUUGGCUACUCCCCUGACCAUAAAUGGCUUUGCCAAAGCUCCCUGGGAACCACCUCUUGCCCUCCCUCUCCGGCUCUCCCCGUUGGACGUUCCUAUGAAUGGGAGACACAAGCAAAACACCAGCACGAAAGGAGCUUGCAGUAUCUGGAGGAAGUUCUUGGAAGGCUGCUGGAAAUGGGUUUUUCACUAAACUUCACACUGCCAGCUAACGCGACUUCCUUUCCAGUUGUUACAGAUGGGAAAGAAGCAGACUGUGGGCCCUCUGUUGGAUUAGCAGCAGGCAUCCCAUCCUUGGUGGCCACAGCCCUGCUGGUAGCCUUACUAUUUACUUUUGUUCACCGAAGAAGAAGAAGAAGCAGUGAGUCCGCUGAGGAAAGUGAGAGACCAUGUGAAAUUUCAGAAAUCUAUGACAAUCCCACGAUAUCUGAAAAUCCUAGGAGGUCACCUACACAUAUGAAGAAUACAACAGGAGCACAAGAAGCCCACAUAUAUGUGAAGACUGUAGCAGGAAGUGAGCAGCCCCUGCCUGACACUUACCAUCCUCCCGAAGAAACAGAAAGAAGGAGGGGACUGUGGUGGCUUAUACCUAGACUAAGUCUGGAAUGAUAUGACUUAGUCCAGGAGCCGAUCUGGAGCUGAACAGGGCUAAAGACCCAGGGAUUUGUACUUGAAGAGGAGUAGCUAAGCUGCUUCUUAACCAAUUCACACUUUGUUUGUAGAUGUGGGAUACUUUUGGGUGGGUUUGUGUCUUUAGGGGAUGGUUCCAGUAAGGAUCAUUCUGACUCUUGGAUAUGUUGUUUAAGAAGUAAUGAAACACUCUGUGAAUUUGCUGUACAUCCAGAUGAACGCCUAAGCUCCUGUCCUGACUCCAGUGGGAAUUUGCCUUUGUGGUUUUGGGAAAAGGGCCUGGUUUCUGAGUGUCUUGCCUUUUCAUCUUUUUAUUACACCCCUUUUCUCAAAAAAGCUAUCAGGCCUGGCUUCUGUAGAAAUGUUGGCCAAGGUCAGCCUAGUAUAAGUUAGAGUAUAAAUGAAACUUAUGUGAGAUGUGUGAGGGGAAGUCAUUUCUGAUUUCUUCAGUCUACUGCUCUCCCAAUUGAGCUAUUUCAGCUCUCUGUCUCUUAUUUCUGAAUAUCUCAGAAUUAAAAAAUCAUAUGGAGCCACACAUUUCCUGAUCAUAGGGUAGGAUAUGGUUAGGUCUUGUCAUGCAACAGCUGAAAGAAAAUUAGACCUGCCACUGAACAACUGUAUUACUUUUGGAGAAAUCAAUUAACCUCUCCAAGCCUUAGUCUGGUUUUGUCCAGGAGGGAUUUAAAUUAAUUGCUUUAUGUGGUUAUUAAAAAUAUUAAAUAAAAAUAAAGGAAAGUGUUUGCCACUUAAUAAGUACUAAA